UCCACCUGUGGAAAAAGUUACCCUUACAAGAGUUGUUUAAAUAAUCACAUGAGAAUUCAUACAGGUGAAAAACCGUUCACUUGUGCAGCUUGUGGAAAAUGUUUCCAUCUAAACGACUCUUUAAACAGACACAAGAGAAUUUUCUUUGGUGAGAAAUCUUACACAUGCACAAUCUGUGGAAAAAAUUUUGUGUCUAAAUGUCAGUUACUUGCUCAUAUGACGAUUCAUACAGGUGAGAAACCUUUCUCAUGUGAGACCUGUGGAAGAAGAUUCACUCAAAAGCAAAGUUUAACUGUUCACAGGAGAUCUCACACAGGUGAGAAACCUUUCUCAUGUGGGAUUUGUGGAAAAUGUUUCACUCAAAAACAGAACUUAACUUCUCACAACAGAAUUCACACAGGUGAGAAGCCUUUCUCCUGUGAGACCUGUGGGAAACGUUUCUCGAGGAAAUAUAAAUUAGUUAAUCACAUCAGAAUUCACACGGGUGAGAAACCUUUCUCAUGUGAGACCUGUGGGAAAAGUUUCUCUCAAAAGCAAAUCUUAACUGUUCACAUGAGAUCUCACACAGGUGAGAAACCUUUCUCAUGUGGGAUUUGUGGAAAAGGUUUCACUCAAAAACAGUGCUUAACA
Molecule: messenger RNA, 630 nt
Organism: Poeciliopsis prolifica (blackstripe livebearer)
Lineage: Eukaryota; Metazoa; Chordata; Actinopteri; Cyprinodontiformes; Poeciliidae
Product: gastrula zinc finger protein XlCGF57.1-like
Exons: 1
Biological process (GO): regulation of transcription by RNA polymerase II
Molecular function (GO): DNA-binding transcription factor activity; RNA polymerase II cis-regulatory region sequence-specific DNA binding
Source: RefSeq, a predicted model, not a curated record